GAGUUUUAGGGCGGCGAUGGGGAGCUAGGGCAUGGGCUUGAUCCGGAGCGGCUUCUCUUUCACUCUGGGGACGCUGUUUGGGAUCUAUCUCGCGCAGAAUUACAACAUCCCGAACGUUCAGGGGAUCGUCAACGUCGGCCUCGUCAUGGCGAAGCAAAUCGAGCGGGCGUACAGGAAGCGCGGCAAGGACGAAGAAGACGACUACUGAGAUCGCUCACAUUCCAGGCAUUUUAGGAGGUAGAGGAAGAAUUCGCGAAGGAAGAGGCCGAGGCUGAUCGAUCAGGCAGGAGGAAAAAGAGGGAAAAAAUUUCUCUUUUGGAAAGCUAGAAAGAGAAGCAAAGAUCUUUUUUGGAGAUGGAGGGAAAGGUCGAGCAGGCUUUGCGGCGUCCCACUCCAUUCCAGGUCUUCGUCAGGGAAUUGAAGCAGAAGAAGGUGGAGAUGACGAGCACUGUGAUUGCGCUGAUGUGCAUUGUUUUCUCGAGCAAGCUGGUGAGCUUGAAGAACGAGAGGAACGCUUUCGACAGCGAGCACGAGGAGAGGAUGGAAAAUCUGAGGGAGGAUAACAGGAAGCUGAGGGAGAAGCUGGGGGCAGUGAGCGAGCGAGUGAUGCAAGAGGCGAGCAAGCAGCAGGGCAGAAAGAUUGAACCGUUGUCUACGCGAAUCGAUGCCAUAUUUGAGGAGCUCAACUUGGUUCCUCCGGCUGGUUCUGCUGCUGCUACUGCUACCACGGAUCCUUCCAAAGAUAAUAGCAAACCAUCUGGAAAGUUUUUUGUGUGAAAGAAUCGACAGAGCUGCGAAAGAUUUUUCUGUUUGGGCGAGAGCAAGAACUUUGAGGAAUCAAAAUCAUUUUUUUUUUUUUUUGGUCUCUUUGUGUGAUCAGGCACCAUGUUUCUCAAGCCAUCACGCUGGCGAUUCAGGCCAAUAGGGAAACAAAAUCAAACAUCAUUUCA
Messenger RNA from Selaginella moellendorffii, 950 nucleotides. RefSeq lists its product as uncharacterized. The transcript is spliced from 2 exons. Lineage: Eukaryota; Viridiplantae; Streptophyta; Lycopodiopsida; Selaginellales; Selaginellaceae. The record is from RefSeq and is a predicted model, not a curated record. The coding region runs from base 355 to 777 and encodes 140 amino acids.